AUGAUCAACCUAUUCAUAUUAGCCUUUCUAUUGAUAGCUGCAAAUUCCAAGGAUGUGCGAAUAUCAUUGAACGCUCCGUGGCCGUCCUCAACAAUACUUUCUGAAGCUGUAGAACAUUUCCGUCAAUUGGAACCGGUGCUCGGUCAGCGUUUCGUUGAGCGACUGGUUGAAUUUGAUGGAGAUUUUGCAACUCCGGAGAAAGAAUACGAGGCAGCUAUUGCUAUUUCGAGAGACUUAGCGGGCGAUGGCGCCACUGAAUUAUUGAAGUUGGCGCUGUCUAUCAGAAGUCAUGCACCUCGGGUCGUUGCUUUCCACCAGAUCGCAGUGGAGCAUGGUAUCGAUUGCGCAGCAUUCUUCGAAAUCAACGGGCAAUUUUCGUGUGCGAAGGACCAGAUGGCAUCAUAUUUCGCGAAAGCUGACAAACAGGCCACUCCGCUGAUCACUGUGAUGGAUACUUGGUUCGUAUCUGGUGAACCCGAUGUUAUGGUUAUCGUCUACGGUCGAGUUGGAACACCGGAAUGGAAGGCACUGCAUUUGGCCGCCCUCGAGCUUGCAAACAAACAUUCCAUUUCCUACACCUUCCGCCAUUUCAUCAAAGAUGAACAACCAGCAAUCGGACUAUCGGGCUACGGAGUGGAGCUUGCUAUCAAGAAUACGGAAUAUAAAGCUCAGGAUGACUCAAACACCAAAAAGGAAGUAUUGGAAGAUUCCGAGAACCUUCAUGGCAUCAACAUCAAGCUUUUGAAGGAACAGAACCCAAUCGUCGUUAACGAGCUAAAUAACUUCCAGCAAUACCUACGGGAGACCGAAGGCUUGAUCCCCUUGAAACAAUGGCAAGUGCAAGACCUUGGCUUCCAGGCUGCGCAAAAGAUCGUAUCCACAGAUGCCGAUAACGUUCUUGCCACGUUGGUCGACCUCAGCCAGAAUUUCCCAUUGCAUGCUCAUUCGUUGACGCGUGAAACCGUGACUAACGAAUUGCGUGGCGAGAUAGCCGAUAACCAGGAGGCACUUGGAAAGAUCGAGCUGGCCGCUGGCGACAAUGCUUUGUACAUCAAUGGUAUCAAGUUUGAAGCCGAAGAGCUGGAUUUGUUCCAGUUGCUCGACACAUUGAAACAAGAGGAAAAGCUGAGCACUGGCUUCUUCAACAUGGGUCUCCGUCGCGAAUAUCUAUCCAUCCUCGUUUCGCUUGAUGUCUCUGCUGAAGAGACCAACUAUGGCGUUGAUUACCGCGAUGCCGUACCAUUCUAUCUGAACAACUUGGAUACCGACAAGCGCUAUAGGCAAUGGGGCAAUUCGGUGAAGCUGAUGCUACAGCCUUACUAUCCUGGCAUGAUUCGCCCGAUCGCUCGCAACUUCUUUACCUUGAUUAUCGUUGCUGAUCCCCAAGAAAAUGAAAGUCGCAAUUUGCUGAAGAUCUCUGAAGCCUUCUUGCGACAUGAGAUCCCGCUUCGUAUUGGCAUCGUGUUCUCCGUCUCGCCGGAUAAGGAGAAUUCUGGGCUGACGGAUGCUGGCGUCGCCGUCUUGAAUUUCUUCAACUUCGUGAUGGUGGACAGUUCGACAGAAGUGGCCCUUCAAGCUGUCAACAAGAUGUACGCGUCGAUCGCGAAGAGCGAAAAUCUCACUGUAGAACAUGUACACCAGCAUUUCAAGAAAACCUUCAAGGAUGCUGAUAUCGAUGAAGUUUUCGGUCCUAAUUCCGACUACGAUAAGGGCCGUACACAAGGAGCUGCCUUUUUGAAAAGGGCAGCCAUUGGACAAGCGCCGAAGGUCCUCGUUAAUGGAUAUCCAUUGUCUGACGAUGGAAUUACCGGAGAUAAGUUCGAAGAAACGUUGAUGAUGGAGAUUAUGAAGCGUACCCCGAAAAUCCAGAAGUCAAUUAUGGAUGGAGCGCUCAAGGACAAGACUAACGUUCAAAACUGGCUGCUCGAGCAACCUGAUAUCAUGCCACGGUUGAACAAGCGUAUUCUCAAGCCCGCUGUCAAGGAUUCGAUUAUCGAUUUCACUGAUAAUGCUCCAUGCAAGGCACGCAAGCUCAACGAAUUUUUGGAAUUGACGAGUGCUGCAAAGAGUAUCUGCGUCUUGGAUAAACUCAGCUACUUGGCAAAGAGCGAAGAGGACACCGUUCGUCCAGUCACGAUAUGGGUUGUUGGUGAUUUCGAGACGGAACGUGGACGUGAUCUUGCCUAUUCUCACAUCAAGCACAUCAAGCAUAGCUCUAAUGUCCGCAUCGCUUUCCUGCCCAAUCCAGAGGAUUUGGAUCAAGCCUGCCGAGCCGACUCUGUCUCUUCAAAGAUUUUCGCGGCCCUGCGAUUGUUGCCACAUAAUCAAGCAAAACAGAUGAUUACCAAGUUCGUGAAGGAGGAAAACCAGGGGACGACAAUCGCUGAUCUCGCGGUCGGCGGUAUGGAUGUUGAGAAGUUCGAGAAGGAUCGGGCGUUGCUUCCGCUUUGCGAUCACAUCAAAAUGUAUCAAAAUUUUGUCAACGAGGUGGCUGGCAUAUCCGCCGGAAAUGCAGCAAUCAUUGCAAAUGGCGUGAUUAUCGGUCCACUGGAAAACGAUGAGGCCUUGUCGGAAGAUGAUGUGGUUCUGCUUGAAAAGUUGCUUGUCGCGAAGGGGGCGAAGACCGUUGCUUCCCACAUCAGCAAUUGGGAAUUGGACAAGACGAAGGGAAAAGCGUCCAAUUUGGUUCUACGCAUGUACUCUCUGAUUGGUCGCUCGUCAUCAACCCAGAAGAGAACCUGGGUCGUUCUUUCUGAUGACAAACAUAGCACCGUAUCUUUGCACGCCGACGAUCCGCUGAGGGCUACUAUUGAUGUGGUUGCUGUCAUUGAUCCACUCAGCAGAGAAGCGCAAAAGCUCUCGCCAAUUCUUCAACUACUCCGCAAGAGCAUCAACUGCGAUUUGAAGCUUAUCAUGAAUCCAAAGUCCAAGUUGAGCGAGCUGCCACUCAAGAGGUUCUACCGCUAUGUGGCCGAUUUUGAGCUACAAUUUGAUGCUGCCGGAAAUAUCGUGAACCGCAUGGCCCUAUUCACCGAUCUGCCUACCAAGCAGCUCUUCGCUUUGAGCGUUCACCCGCCCGAGGCCUGGAUGAUUGAAGCAACAGAAGCCGAAUACGAUUUGGAUAAUAUUCAGUUGGAUCAGGUGAACAAAAACGUUGAGGCAGUCUUUGAGCUCCAAAAUAUCCUUCUCGAGGGUCAUUGCUUUGAUGAGGUAACCGGUGGCCCUCCCCGUGGUCUACAGUUUGACAUCGGAACCUUGUCUAAACCUACUAUGUACGAUACCAUCGUCAUGGCAAACCUCGGCUAUUUCCAACUUAAGGCCAACCCUGGUGUCUGGAUGUUGCAGCUCCGAGAAGGUCGUUCCCGAGAUCUAUAUGAGAUUCGUUCUAAUGUCAAUGCUGAUGGAGAGGCGGACGGUCGUGUGCGUGUCAUCAUAAAGUCCUUCAAUGGUAAAAUUAUUCGGCUUCGUGUUGCGAAGAGAGAAGGCAAGGAGGACGAAAAGUUACUAGAAAGUGGCGACGAGAACUCUGGCAUUUGGGGAUCGCUAAACAGCAUUGUCGGCGAGAAGCACGAGACUAUCAACGUUUUCUCUUUGGCUUCUGGUCAUUUAUACGAGCGCUUCAUGCGCAUCAUGAUUCUGUCGGUGAUGAAGAACACGAAAAGCCCUGUCAAGUUCUGGCUGUUGAAGAACUACUUGAGCCCGCAAUUCAAGAAAAGCCUUCCCCUACUAGCUGAACGCUACGGCUUCCAAUAUCAACUCGUCGAGUAUAAAUGGCCUCGGUGGCUGCAUCAACAGAAGGAAAAGCAUAGGAUUAUGUGGGGCUAUAAGAUUCUGUUCCUCGAUGUGCUCUUCCCAUUAGAUACACAGAAGAUUAUCUUCGUUGAUGCCGAUCAAGUUGUCCGUUCGGAUCUGCUAGAACUAAUGAAUUUCGACCUCGACGGGGCUCCAUACGGCUAUGUUCCAUUCUGCGACUCCCGCACGUCGAUGGAAGGCUUCCGAUUCUGGAACCAGGGCUACUGGAAAAACCAUUUGGCCGGCCGCCGCUACCAUAUCAGUGCUCUCUACGUUGUCGACUUGAAGAAAUUCCGCAUGCAUGCUGCUGGUGACCGACUACGUGGACAAUACCAGAGUCUUUCCGCCGAUCCGAACAGUCUCUCGAAUCUGGAUCAAGAUUUGCCGAAUAACAUGAUUCACCAGGUGCGCAUCAAGUCCCUGCCGCAAGAGUGGCUAUGGUGCGAGACAUGGUGUGAUGACGGGUCGAAGAGCUCUGCGAAAACGAUUGAUCUAUGCAACAAUCCACAGACCAAGGAACCCAAGCUAGAAUCGGCUCAACGUAUCAUUCCAGAAUGGGUCUCCUAUGAUCAAGAAAUCAAACGGGUUUUGAAUCUGCACGUUGAUGAUUCGAGCUCAGCCGGCACACGGGAUGAACACAACGAACUC
Molecule: messenger RNA, 4440 nt
Organism: Mesorhabditis spiculigera
Lineage: Eukaryota; Metazoa; Nematoda; Chromadorea; Rhabditida; Rhabditidae
Source: the annotation of a GenBank genome assembly